This is a messenger RNA of Erythranthe guttata (spotted monkey flower), 566 nucleotides long. The record is from RefSeq and is a predicted model, not a curated record. NCBI's taxonomy places the organism in Eukaryota, Viridiplantae, Streptophyta, Magnoliopsida, Lamiales, Phrymaceae.
AAAGGAGAGAACAAAUAAAUAAGGGAGCAAUUAAACGACGGCGUUUUCUGAAAAUUCCCAAUAUCUUAAUUUUCCUGUCCUCUUCCAAAAGCUGCGAUCAUAACAUCCCAUCAAAUUUCUCCGUUCAAUCUGCCACCGUCGCCGCCGCCGUAUUUGGUCGUUGCGCAAUCGCGUUUAUAUUUGGAGGUCAUCGGUCGAUCACGUGAUUCAAUUUCUGAUCGUCUCUGCAAGAAACAGUUGUGAAGGAGAGAGAGAAAAAACCUAAGAUAUAAUUAGAGAAAAUGGCUGUGAAUCCCCAACUUUACCCAAACGGGAUGCCUGUACCCUUCGUCAAUGAGAUAUUUGUCUUGGCCAGAGAUGGCGUCGAGUUUGAGAUCGACAAAAUCCCUGGGAAUCAAGGUGGGAAUGUUAAAGGCAAAGGAACCAUCUUCUUGUCAAAUAUCCGAAUGGUCUUCGUUGCAAGCAAACCUGUUGGGAAUUUUGUUGCGUUUGAUAUGCCCCUGCUCUAUGUUCAUGGAGAAAAAUUCAACCAGCCAAUUUUCUAUUGCAACAAUAUUUCUGGCCGU